Prorocentrum cordatum is the source of this 1587-nucleotide messenger RNA. NCBI's taxonomy places the organism in Eukaryota, Dinophyceae, Prorocentrales, Prorocentraceae. The record is from the annotation of a GenBank genome assembly.
AUGGCGGAGGUCCCAGCGGCGGCAGUCUCGCGUGUUCGGGGUGACGACGCGGACGGGCUGUUCCAGAUCAUCAGUCGGCACUUCAAAUACAGAGAGACACUCAAUGAGGGUGCGAAGGACGACGAUACGAUUAAGGAGUGGACCCCCUUCUUGAAAGACCUUCUCGAGGCCUUCCCCAACGGAUCGAUCAAUCAAUCGGCGUCGACGAAGGCAUUUACGGAGCUGGCUGGGAAGGAGGAGAACAAGGGUUGGCACUUGACAGGUGGUGAGUUGAAACUGUGGGCCAAAAAACAGUCUUUGAGGAUGCGUGCAAUGAUCCACGAUGUUGCUAAAGGCGUCAGCAAAGCCAAGAAACGAGCGGGCAAAAGGGCUCCGAGAUGGGUCAUGCCUUUCUUGAACGAGCCCGAGGGGGAUGACGGAUCGGGAGCUGACGACGCUGGCGAAGAUGCCGACGACAAUGAACUGGACGAGGAGGGCGAGGGGGAGGAGAGCGAGGAGGAGAACGAGGAGAAGAAGGACCUCAAGGUUCUGCGCAAGCCCUCGGUCUUCAUGAAGAGGCCCGCGGCCGACGACGAGAACGGUUACCACUACAUGUACGAUCGAGAGAUGAAGGUCGCCUACCGAUACAAGGUCCAGAGAGAUGAGCACGGCGAGCUCAUCGCGGACACGAAGAUCAAGGAGAUGGCCACGCGUGGCCCAGAGCUUCCACAUGCCGACGCGCAGCCGAACGAGCUCGCGGUGGCGUACUUUGGAACGGUGAAGUGGGAGAUCCCAACAUUGACGGUGGAGGAGCUCAAGCUCAACAUGCUGAAGAGCGUCAGGAGGGGCGUCGUGUACCAGGCGCCGCACAAGAAGGACCAGCAGCCCGUGCAGCUCAAGCUGAUGUACGAGCGCAGGCAGACGUUGCUGCAGAUAUACCACAAAGGCUCUGGUGCUUGCGGGCAAAUGGUGAUCACGAACUAUUCGGACCAGUUGAAGGUGGAGGCCGAAGCAUACAUGGCAGAGUUAGUGAACCUGUACUGCAGCGGGGUCAUCGACGCUCAGGCCGUGAAGCAGCGGAAGUGCGAGUGGAUGUGCGCCCAUCCGCCUGAUGUGAAACCUUCGGAGACUUCGGAGACGGGAGGUCGGCCCGUGUGCAAGAGGCCCGCCGCCGCCGCGCUGCCCAGCGACGCUAUGCAGCCCAGCGAGGACAAGAAGGCUGAUGGCUCCAGCGAGCCAGCCUGCCAGGAAGCGCCAGCUGACAGCCCCAGCAAGCGCGUGCGCUUGAGCGAGAAGACGCCCGAGCGCCAGGUGCCCGGUGACAAGGGCGGCGGCGGCGAGGAGAGCAAGGGCAUAGAGCAUGUGCCCAGGGAGGACAAGAACGCCUCGCUCCAGGAGAAGCCCCAGAAGUCCAUCAAGGCGCCUCGGAAGCCCAAGGCGCCUUCGAAGCCCAAGGCGAGGGCUGCGAAGCAGAGCUCGUCCGAGGAUGUCGACGACAGGAAGUACAUCACUCCCAAGAAGGCCGCCAAGCGUGCAGACGACACCAGCAUCGCCGAGAGCUCCAGCGAUGAUGGUCUGCCGCAGCCCUCCGACCCAUUCUCGUUCUGA